Molecule: messenger RNA, 1509 nt
Organism: Penicillium taxi
Lineage: Eukaryota; Fungi; Ascomycota; Eurotiomycetes; Eurotiales; Aspergillaceae
Product: NuA4 histone acetyltransferase complex catalytic subunit ESA1
Exons: 6
Coding region: 1-1509 (502 amino acids)
Biological process (GO): regulation of DNA-templated transcription
Molecular function (GO): histone acetyltransferase activity
Source: RefSeq, a predicted model, not a curated record
AUGGCUCGAGAUGCCCACGGUGAGGCGGGGACGCCCGAUCCCGUUGAGAAGGGAUUCGCAACGCUCGGCACUAUCAGAAUCGGCGUGAAGGCGAUGGUGCAAAAGGAUGGCGAACUGCGCAAAGCAGAAAUUCUGUCUAUCCGACAGCGCAAGGAUUUACCAACCUUUUAUGUGCAUUACGUCGACUUCAACAAGCGUCUAGAUGAAUGGAUUGAUGCCACACGUAUUGAUCUUUCUCAGGAAGUAGAAUGGCCACAACCUGAGAAACAAGAUAAGAAAAAGGCUAGCUCCACGAACAAGGCUCCAAACAAAGCCCCUAAGCGUGAUAGUAUUGGCAGUCGUGAUGCAUCUGGAACACCUGGUGUUCUGGACAGCAAAUUGAGCGUGGGAGGCCAAAAUGCUCGCGCUGCAAAUGCUGGACAAAAAGAAAGCCCACAUGUGGGCGUUGACACACCUGGUGAUCAACAAUCACAACUCCAAUCGGAAGACCCUUCUGUAGCUGGAACACCCCAUGCUGAUGACACUGAAAUAGCCGAUUCCCAAGAUGCAGUGAAAACUGCCUCAGGCGAGGUUAUAACUCGAGAGGAGGAGAUUGAGCGUCUCCGAACUGGUGGAAGCAUGACCCAAAACCCGACUGAGAUUCAUCGUGUGCGAAACUUGAAUCGACUCCAGAUGGGCAGAUAUGAUAUCGAGCCGUGGUACUUUUCCCCAUACCCGGCCUCAUUCUCUGACAAGGAUAUGAUCUACAUCGAUGAAUUCUGCCUCAGCUACUUCGACAACCAACGCGCCUUUGAGAGACAUCGCAAGAAGUGCACACUGUUUCACCCUCCCGGAAACGAGAUCUACCGUGACGAUCAGAUAUCUUUCUUUGAGGUGGACGGCCGUCGCCAGCGCACUUGGUGUCGCAACCUGUGCCUUCUCAGCAAGCUUUUCCUAGAUCACAAGACGCUUUACUACGAUGUCGAUCCGUUCAUGUUCUACUGCAUGACCACACGCGAUGCUCAUGGCUGUCAUCUUGUCGGUUACUUCUCCAAGGAAAAGGACUCUGCCGAGGGCUACAACCUAGCUUGUAUCUUGACUCUGCCGCAAUACCAGCGUCGCGGAUUCGGCCGUCUGCUGAUAUCAUUCAGCUACGAGCUCAGCAAGCGCGAAGGCAAGCUUGGUUCGCCUGAGAAACCUCUGAGUGACUUGGGCUUGCUCAGUUACCGACAGUACUGGCGUGAAACAAUUGUUGAGCUCCUCAUGGAUGGACGAGAGGCCAUGAGCGAGAAUGAAGUUGCGGUUCUUACUGCGAUGACUGAGAAGGAUGUUCAUGAGACAUUGGUCGUUUUCAACAUGCUUCGUUAUCAUAAAGGAAACUGGGUCAUUGUUCUCACAGAUUAUGCAGUCGGUGAGCACAAGAAACGUCUUGAAAAGGAGAAGGCCAAGGGCGUUAGCAAGAUUGAUCCGGCGCGUCUUCAGUGGAAACCGCCAGUGUUUACUGCUUCCAGCCGAACCUGGAACUGGUAG